Molecule: messenger RNA, 1052 nt
Organism: Phoenix dactylifera (date palm)
Lineage: Eukaryota; Viridiplantae; Streptophyta; Magnoliopsida; Arecales; Arecaceae
Product: ubiquitin-conjugating enzyme E2 2-like
Source: RefSeq, a predicted model, not a curated record
UCUUCGGGCAUCGCUUUCCGUCUUUUAGACCUCUUUCCCCUCUCCCUCACCCUCUCACGGUCACUGAUCAAACCCUCCCAUCUCUUUCUGAUCCCUCCUUCCUCACGCGCUCUUGUAAGAGGGGAGGGAAGGAAUCCUCCCGCCUGAUAGAAGAAUCCGUGAUUCUUGCUCGCCGAGUGGACUCUGAAACCCUAAAGGGAUUCUUGGUGCUCGGCCGCGCCUGCCUCGCAGGAAGUGAGGAUGUCGACUCCUGCAAGGAAGAGGCUGAUGAGGGACUUCAAGCGGCUGCAGCAGGACCCCCCUGCUGGUAUAAGUGGUGCUCCCCAGGACAACAACAUCAUGCUCUGGAAUGCAGUUAUUUUCGGUCCUGACGACACACCUUGGGAUGGAGGAACGUUCAAACUUACUCUUCAGUUUUCGGAGGACUAUCCAAACAAACCUCCAACUGUCCGCUUUGUUUCAAGAAUGUUUCAUCCAAAUAUUUACACAGAUGGAAGCAUUUGCUUGGAUAUCUUGCAGAACCAAUGGAGCCCAAUUUAUGAUGUUGCUGCAAUACUUACAUCAAUCCAGUCGUUACUCUGUGAUCCAAACCCAAACUCACCUGCCAAUUCAGAAGCUGCACGGAUGUUCAGCGAGAACAAGCGUGAAUACAACAGGAGAGUGCGUGAGAUUGUGGAGCAGAGCUGGACGGCUGACUGAAACACUCUCCUCAACAAAAAUGGCUCUUCAAGAAACGAAUAGCUACUGUUAGUAUUUUUCUGGUUGGGAUGAUGCUCUGGGGAGCCCUCUCGAUGUCUUACAUCAUCCACAUAAGCUGGGUAGGUGUUGCAACCAUUUAUCUCCAUGUAUGAUUUUAUGAAAAGAAAAGAUGGUGCAGAUAUUUUGCAUGAGCUAUAGGACCGAAUGCUAUGUUAGGAGGCACGGUUGGGCUUUUUAGGUUUGUUGAUUUUGCUUCCCAACAGCGUUUAUUUGCAAAGAUAAACUUGUGAGAAUCAAUUUUACAAUAGCCUGUUGCUUAGUCUCAACAUUAAAAUUUAUCCAUUCAGUUUUUC